UUACUCAAUCAAUAAAAUGUAAUAUAUUAUAAUAUUUGCACAUUGAUUAAUACUUUUGUUGCAAUAUGCACAGUCUUUUUGGUUUGACCUGUGCAGAAAGGAAGAGAAAAAUAAGCUGUGAAUCUGAGAGAAGAUUGAAAAUCAGUCAGAGAUAUUCCUUAAAUAUUGUCCAUAGCCAGAACAACCGUUUGGAAUGUCCUGGAGAAGAAAGUCAUCACUGGUGUACUAAGAGGUGUUGAACAGCAGUUGAUGACAGUAACAUUGUGUGUGCUGUAAAGAAAGACCCUAGGUGGCUCUCAUCUUGGGUGCUGUUAACCUUUAGAUUCUGAGGCUGGUAACUUUUAUUUACUUAUCCUGUGCAACAGAGUAAACUCUUGUUUUUACUUUCCUGGGUGGUCCUGAUGAGAGCCAGUUUUAUCAUAACAUUUUUGAUGAUCUUUGCUGUGACUGUACUUGAGUAUACUGUUUUUGAAAUGUCCUUAAAAUCAUUUUUUUUGUCUAUACAUUUUGAGAAGUUCUUGCCGUAAUAUGGAUUAGAACAUUACUCAAAUAGGGCUAUUUACUGUAUACCAACUCUUGUAUACCAACUCUUGACAAGUUCAUAUUACAUAUUACAUAUAAUACUAAAGUUCUUUACUUUAAUAUUAAUCUACAACACAAAGUGCCUAUAAAUCGUAGGGAUUAGGGCAUAGGGAGCAUGAGUUAAGAAUGGAACGCGCCCCCUCAAGGCUGUACACUAGCUUACACUCCCUCCCUGCCUCCCCUACUUUACUGAUCCCCCCGACUCAUCACUGUAUUCAUCAGAACUAACCAACCACGUGAUGAGUUUCUCACCUCGCUCUGUUCCUCCACACUUCUAAACUAAAAAGCAAAGUCUCCUUCUUUUACUGCAGCUUUAACUAGUUAUUCUUUCUUUUAGAUUGUUUUUUUUAAUGGGAGUGAAGAAGAGCAUGUCUCCCAGUCUGCUGCUGCUCCUCUUCCUCUCCUCCCUGAUGAACUGUUCUCAGCAGGAGCUGAUUGAUGAUCUGCUGGAGAGUUUAUCUAAAGGAGUGUCCUUCUUCGAGAAGCAGAGCGGGAAUAUUAACCUGGAUGGAGUUGUUGGUUAUGUCAUUCUGCAAGCGCAGUUGCUGGAAGCGACGAGGUCCUGGCCUCAUUCAGACUUCGUGAGCCUCUCCCAGCGCUCCACAGCCAUGUCCCUGAUCAAAAAGCUGGACAGAAGCUUGACUCACGCCGUCAGGUCUCUGCAGCAGACAGACCCUAAAUAUUACAAAGAGUUUGAGCCCAUCCUGGACACAUCUUUCUGGGUUUUGCCUCAAGAAUGGAGCAGCACCGACCCCUCCCUUGUGUACUCGUCACUCAAGUCCACAGAGUGUUAUGAUGAGCAGCUUGGAGACAAGUGCAUGACACUACUGUUAGGAACCUGGAAAGACAAUGGGACACCGUGCAUCGUCACCAAGUCUUGCAGAGACACAAUGACUCGUUUCGGAUGCCCACAUUACUCGCUGUCCCACCAGCUGCUGUACUUCAUGAUCGGGACCAUGAAAGGAUGCUCCAGGAUGCUUAAAGGUGAUAUGAGGCUGUCUCGCAUCAACAUUACUGUGGAGCACUAUCAGAGGAUCUUCUGCUCCAACAUGAUGAAGAGCAAUCUGGACAGCAUCAGCAACGGCAUCACUGGACAGAUACAAGAUAUCUUCAUAGAAAACAUUCUACUGUGUGGUUUGGCUGGGUUCUCUGACUUCUAUAAAGCAGACUGGUUACAGCACAUUCUGCAGUGGCAAGACAGAGAACUGGGCUGCUUUGGAAAAGAUGAGGACUACUCACAAAUGUUUGAGGAAUUUCUGGAUACGCCCCACAAACGAGCAAAAAGAAGAGACAAGGCUAUGAAAGAGCACUGCUCACAAAUGUUUGAGGAAUUUCUGGAUAUACCCCACAAGCGAGUGAAAAGAAGAGAAAAGACUUUAAAAGACGGCUGUUCGAGUCACAUGACAGGUGUAGCCGUGAGCACGCUGGGGGGUUACCUCAACUUCUACCUGUCUGAGCAAGACAUUACCAAGAGGCCGCUGACCUGAACUCUGGAAAUCACAACAGAACAUUGCAUUCAUUAAACACACUGGUUUUUAUUCUGUAGAAAAAUAAACUGUAAUCUGUACAUUUUUAAAUAGCAGUACAGUAUCUAAGAAUGAUAACUGAGUAUAUAUAU
Astyanax mexicanus (Mexican tetra) is the source of this 2200-nucleotide messenger RNA. RefSeq names its product chromosome 19 C16orf89 homolog (gene c19h16orf89). The coding region runs from base 933 to 2069 and encodes 378 amino acids. The record is from RefSeq and is a predicted model, not a curated record. The transcript is spliced from 9 exons. Gene Ontology annotation, cellular component: cytosol; membrane. NCBI's taxonomy places the organism in Eukaryota, Metazoa, Chordata, Actinopteri, Characiformes, Acestrorhamphidae.